Rubroshorea leprosula is the source of this 1374-nucleotide messenger RNA. The record is from the annotation of a GenBank genome assembly. NCBI's taxonomy places the organism in Eukaryota, Viridiplantae, Streptophyta, Magnoliopsida, Malvales, Dipterocarpaceae.
UUGCGAAAACAUCCAGCCUCCAGGGCUAUUUGGAGAAAAAAAAAAAAAAAUCAUUCCACUUUUUCUUUCUUUUUUUCUUUUUUAUCUUUACUCAACGGAAAAAUGUCUACUGCAUCAAGAAGAAGGUGUAGCGGAUCGGUGCUGAGAUCCAUCUCGCCGUCGGCAAGGUUCCAGACUGCGCAGACUAAUGGAGCCUCGUCAGCUUCGUUUGCUUCUUCGACAAGCGCCAGCUUCUAUUCUCCGCCGUCGACAUUCUUUGCUCAUCACCAGCCACAUCAUCGAUCUUCUUCCCCCACUCGUGUCAAUCUGUAUACGUCUCCUCUUACGCCUUCCUUUAGUUUCUCUAUCAAUAACAGAUCUGUCUCUCCGAAUCGGUCCAUAACUGUUUCGAAGCGGAGGAAUAACUCGAUCUCGGCCCCAAAGAAGACAUGUAUGUGCUCCCCAACGACGCAUCCAGGGUCGUUUCGCUGCAGUCUGCACAAAAAUAGCGGGAACCACCACGGUAGCGGUUCUGGUUCGUUUCCAUCGAAUCGAUUGAACAUGAGGCGAUCGGCGAUGACGAAUUCCUUGGUGCGAAUCGGAGGUGUUGAAGGAGAGUGGGUGAAGCGAGCGCUGACGGCACUGAUUCGGCCGUCUUCGCAUCAACAGAGGAGGAGAGCAGCGUUCCAGCCGAGGCCCAGCAGGCUCUCUGUAAUGGCCAAAGCGGAUGAUCUUUAAUCUGAUUGUGUUUUUGCAGGUUGUUUUUUGCUUUCUUAAUUCUGAUCUCAGAUACAAGCGCGAGGAGCUGAUUCUACUUGUGCGAGUUGACUCGGUGAGUCGACUCAUUCUUCUAUAUGCUUUGCCCCUUCGAUUUGGUCGAAUCUGAGGUGGAGCAGAGUCGCGUUGAGCGAGUUCGUGAACCGUGGCAGGUCUGAGUCAGCCCGGGCGAGUUUUGUAUUCGGAGAUCUCGAAAAUCAUAGGGAUCUGGAAGAGAAAUUGAUUUGUACAUCUCAUUAGCUAUGGAAGGAGUUUUUCGGACUUUAAAAUCCAUUAAUAACAUUAAAAAUGACAUCCAAUUCCCCUUAAAAUCCUGAUUAAUUAGGCAUUAAACUCGACAUAAAAUUUGCCUGGAGACUGGUUAGGCAUUUGGAUGAUAUGAGUUAUGAGUGUUGUGUUCAGUCCAUCCAGAAAUAUCAUGUACGCCGUUGACAUCUACGUUAUGUGUGGCCGGUCCCGUUGGCCGUAACUCUUUGCCGUCGACUCGUCUUACGUUCCGUUGGCCGUACCGUCACGUUGGUCUCGUCUGACUCGCGUUUUUUGUCUCCAAGUUAUUAUUAGGUAUGAAUGAGGCUCUCGGGUGCUAGGUACCCUCCGGAUUAAAUUUUUGGGAUACUU